AUGGCCUCAUCACCAACCUCGCCGAAGGAUAUCAGCUUUUCCUUCGAGAAAAGGAACCCCUUCCUCAACUACGAUGUCAGCAGCAGUGAGAGUGAGGUCGAUGAGUCGAUCCUCCGGCCGCGCGGCAAGCUUGCGUCUAUGAUGCAAGUUCGCGGGCAGCAGAAGGAUACGGCUAUGGAAGAAGACGAUGAAGAAGAUGAGGAUAUUGUCAUAGCGUUUAGGAAGCCGAAACCCGCGCAGAAGGCGGCGAGUACCGAAGAGCAACAGCAGCAAAAGGAGAAGCAUGGCGAUAUUGAGAGGGAUGAAGACGAGGAUGUCGUCGUCACGUCCCGGCCGAGGAAGCUCCUCUCUCGCCGUCAGCGCACUAGUGCUUCUCCCGAGCCCCAAUCCCCUCAGAAAAAAUUCACCAUCAACGAUGACCGAGCCGUCACCAACAGUCCUCCCUCACGAGCCUCCUCCCCCGGCUUGUUCGUCUCCCCUUCUCGUCCAUCCCGCGUCGGCACCCCCUCUCGCACCCAAGACAACGACAACGACAACGACAACGACAACGACAACGACAACGACAACGCCGACGACAGCGACAGCUCCCUCCCCAGCCCCUCGGCCCUGACGAAAAACCCGCGCUUUCAAGCGCUGGUCGCCAAGAAGCGCGCCGAGCGUUUGGCUAGGGAGGCAGAAGAGGCUGCGAAAAAAGCCUCCGCCCAGCGUCAUCAACAACAAAAACAAAACCCCCAGUAUGGGGAUGAAGAAGAUGAAGAAAACUACGACGAUAUCACCGACGAUGAGGGCGGUCGGACACUCACUCAGAAGUCUAGCCGGGGGAGAGGGCAGCGGAAAGCGAGCAAGAAGGCCAUGGAGGAAAUGUCCCGCGAGACGCAGCGCCUGGCACGGAGUAUGCAGCUCGUGCACGAGGCGAAGGUAAAGAAAAAGAUCAGUAAGGGGGUGUUGUUUGAGAGGUUUGGGUUUAGGCCUGAUGACGCCCAAACAUCGAAUGUGAAGGAAGCUGAGCCGCACACUCAACAGCAGCAGCAGCACCAGAUAGAGGGCGUUGCUUCGUCGAGCAGGGCUGCUUCCCCGGCUGAGGGGGCCAGGUUGAGUACCAGUGACGCGGAGAUGAGGGAUGCAAACGGGGAGGAAGAUACGCCGCCUAGUUCGCCGCCGGAGGUUGGGGAGCCUACUGAGGAAAAGGAGGGUAAGGGAGCUGCUGUGCAGCUCGAUGAGGGGAGUGACGAUUCGGACGAAGAGUUCCCCGAGGAUCCGGAAGCGAUUCUUCAACAAAGGAAGAAGCUCAACAAAGGCAAGGGGAAAGCAACAGCCGUGGAUCUGAAGGCCAAAGAAGCGGCGGAGGUGGCCAAACGGACCCCUGCUAAACGCCAGAUUCGAGUUAAGUUGCCCAUACUCCAAGCUAAUACUGCCCAUACGUCAGCCAUCACGAUCGAUGAUGACGAUGACGACGACGACCUCCAAAUCCAACCCCCUCAUCCCAACCCCCGCGUCUCCGACCUCUUCUCCCGCGUCCCCAUCAACCAAGCCAAACACCCACGCCCCCUCCAAAUGCUGCGCUUGCUCGCCCAACUCGAUGACCCAGACAAGAAACACCCCGCGGCAAACAUUCCUCCGGCCAAGCAAGCCCAGCAACCCCCGCCCAUGACAGCUUCCGAGUUGUCAGCUACCCUCCUCCAGCGCGCGAGACAGCAAGCCAAGGCUGAAAGGGACAGACACCUGGAGGAGCUCAGGGCAAGGGGAAUCCAUGUGCAAACGGCAGAGGAGAGGGAGAAGGAGGAGCAAGAGGUGGAGGAUUUGGUAGAGAAGGCGAGGAGGCAGGCGGAGGAAAUUAUGAGGAAGGAAAAGAGGGAACGGAGGAAGAACGGGGAGAAUGAAGAGGAGGAUCCGCCUGGGUGGGAUAGUGAAGAGGAAGAGGAAGAAGAGGAGGGGGAGAAGGAGAAGGAGAUUGAGUUAUCUGGGGAGGAGGAAGAUGAUGAAAGUUUGGUUGAGGAGGAAGCUGAGAAGGAAGAGGAGUCUAAACAGCCUGCUGGUGAAGACGCCGAAAAGGCAGACCCUGACUCCGACGAAGAAAUCCUCCCUACCGCCCGGCGCAAACUUCGCAAGCCCAAAGCCAAAACUACCACCGCUGUCCUCUCCUCCGACGAUGAAGAUGGCUCCUCAUCCCUCGUCAAAGCAACACCGCAACCCAACAAGACGAUCAAAUCCCCCGUCAACAACACGGCCACUACCUCCCCCGCCAUCCCAACCUCUGUUCUCCGCUCCGCCCGCAAGCCCUUCAUCCCCGGCCUGCCUGUCUCGGGCCCGGCGGGCAUGGGUCUGACGCAGAUCUUUAUGGGCACCAUGGACGACAGCCAGGAGGGGACGCCGGCGCCGCCGCUCUCUCCUUCGCAGCCUAAGCCGACGUUUGAUGUCGCCGACUUCGCGGAUAGCAACUUCUCUCAAAGAGUCAGUCGGCAGGAGGAUGAAGACAUGAUUCUGGAUAGUCAGCCUACCAUCAGAAGGGGUGCUGAAGAAGAAGAGACGCAAGGCGUGCAGCUGGACUUCAAGCCCGCUACCCAAGUGCACGGGUUCGAGUCCUUCCUGAACCAGUCGCCGGAUGAUGAUGACGAGAUGAUUGAUCCCACGCAGGACCAGGGCUUCAGCAAGCUGCCGAAGCUGAAGCAGCGGUUUGUCGAGGUCGGCGCGGCGGAGGGAUUGACACAGGAGAGUGUGAUCAACACCCAGGAGGAGGAUGGCCGCGUGCAUAGCAGUCCGCUCGUGAGGAGAACCACGGGCAAACUCUUCCGGCGGGGCGAAUUCCCGCCCUCGACGCAGCCCGAUGACGAAGAGGAAGAAGAUGAGUUCGGCUUCGGCACGAAGAAGGCGGAUGCGUUCGCUGCCAUGAAGGAGGCUGCUCUGAAGAAAAAGAAGAAAUUUGACAAGAAAAAGAGCAAAGCUCGUGAAAUGAUCGAGGAGCAAGCCGAGGAGUCCGAAGACGAGUACGCCGGGCUGGGCGGCGCCGACGAUGAAGUCAGCACGGACGAGGACGAUGCGCGGGAUGUGCAGGACAUGAUUGAUGAUGAUACGAGGGAGACAGAGGAAGAUGGGAGGAGGUUGGCUGCUUUUUAUGCUGACCGCGAACGCCGCGCCGACGAAGCUCAAGUCAACAAGCUAUUCCACGACAUCACGACUGGUAUGUUGCGCAGGAAGCGUGCCGCCGGCGACUGGGAUGACCUGGACGAUUCCGAUGAUGACGAGGCCCGUCGUCGCCGCAUGAAGAGAAGGCAGUUUGCCAAGAUGCAGCGCGCGCUGUUUGCCGAUGAGAGAAUCAGCAAGGUUGCUGCCAACCCGCGGAAUCAGGCUUUCUUGCGCACCAUCGAGGAUAGAGACUCAGAUGAGGAGAUGGACUUCCUGUUCGCUCCGACCCCCGCGCCCGUGGCUGGUGUUGCAAGGCUAGAGAGGCAGGAUUCAGGCAUGGCUGUUGACGGGGAGGACGAAGAUGACGUCGUACCAGACAGCCAGCCUUUGCCAGCAACAAACCAACCCAAGCCCACCGUUGUGACGACGACGAACCCCCGCCGGACAAAGCCCAUCACCAAACGCCCGUCUACCCUAGCCGAAAUCCGCCAAACCCUCUCCUCCCUCCUCGAAGAUGACCAACACCUCCGCACGUCUUCAUCCAUCAUCCCCGAGACGGAACUCGCUUCCUCGAGUGAACUUGAGGACAAUGGUGACACCGUUUCUGAGUCUCGUCCCACGUCGAGCAGCGGCAGUAACAAAGAGAACCUCCCCUCUCGCCGGACGAAACCUGGCUCCGGCUCCAGCGCAAUCGUCGACCGCCUCUCCCUCAAACGCCAAUCCUCUUCCAACAGCUCAACCUCCCGCCAAGCCUUCACCACCACUUCUGGGUCUCCCACCAGAGGACCCAAAGUCCCAACUCUCCUCCGUCGCGCCACCACCAACUCCCUUCUCUCCAAUUCCGCCACCAACUCCUCCUCUUCUAGCACUGGCACUACCUUCAUCGGAGUCACUACCAACCCCAACGCAACCACUUCCGCUAGUAAAUUGUUCGCUGCAGGAGCAGGGGACAUGAAAAUCAAGAAAGUGGCUGGCAAGCGCUCUGGCGUGAGUUAUCUCGCCCGAGAAAAUGAGAGACGAGCCGCGCUGGCGGAGGCAGAGCGCAGGAGGGAGGAGAGGAAGGUGGUCAGGGGGAUGGAAGGAAGGGUAGAGGUUGUUAGGGGGGUGUUAGGGAGGGGUAGUUUCGAAUGA
Thermochaetoides thermophila DSM 1495 is the source of this 4254-nucleotide messenger RNA. RefSeq lists its product as uncharacterized. The coding region runs from base 1 to 4254 and encodes 1417 amino acids. NCBI's taxonomy places the organism in Eukaryota, Fungi, Ascomycota, Sordariomycetes, Sordariales, Chaetomiaceae. The record is from RefSeq and is a predicted model, not a curated record. The transcript has 3 exons. Gene Ontology annotation, biological process: mitotic G2 DNA damage checkpoint signaling; activation of protein kinase activity; mitotic DNA replication checkpoint signaling. Gene Ontology annotation, molecular function: anaphase-promoting complex binding.